CUUACGACCCCAAUUGGCUGGACUCUUGCUGGACUCCGGGCUCGUUGUUUUCCUCGUUCCUCCUGUCAUCAUGGCACAAUGGGGACAACAGCCGCAAGGGUUCCAGUAUCCAAUGCAGACUGGAUUUCCAGGUGCCAAUCCACAAUUUCAGCAAAACCCCCAAUUCCAGCAACAAAAUCCACAAUACCAGCAGGGUUUUAACCCAGCAUCUGGAGGUCUCCUUCCUCAAAGAACCGGAUUUCCAGGACAGAUGCCUCAAGGCUUUCAACAGCCUCAGCAGACUGGUUUCCCUGGACCUGGUUUCAUUCAAUCGCAACCGACAGGGUUUCCGGGAGGUGGUAUGAUGCAACAGCCUCAACAGCUUGGGCUUCGGCCAGCUCCUCCGCCACCUCCUGUACCUCCUCUUCCAAAUCAGUUUCAGCAGCAGCAGAGUCCAUCUCUCUUUCUUGGAGGGCAGCAGCAGGUGGGUGCAAGCGGGUUUUUGAGCCCAUCCCCUGGAGGUGGUCCUGGAAUGGCGCGUCCAUUAGUGCCUCAAAUGACCGGUUAUGUGGAUCCUAGAUUGCAGAUGAUGUCAAGUACCUUCAUGCCUUUGAACACUUCUGCACCAUACGGUGCGGGAGGGGCACCUCAACUUCCAUCUCAACAGCUCCAAGGUGGUCUAAAUCUGCAGCAGUCUUUCCAGCAGCACAAUCAGGAACAAAGGGGAACGACGGCACUCAAAGUUCCUUGGGCUCUAUCGAAAGCCGAGAAGAAGCAGUAUGAUCAAAUCUUCCGUGCGUGGGAUGCGCAGAGUACGGGAUUCAUCAGUGGUCAGACUGCGUUAGAGGUAUUUGGGCAGAGCGGAUUGAGUAAAGACGAUUUAGCUCGGAUAUGGACUCUUGCUGACGUGGACGAUCGCGGAACGCUCAAUAUCGCCGAAUUUCACGUAGCAAUGGGUCUUAUCUAUCGCAGGCUUAACGGAAAUCCCAUACCGGACCAGCUUCCUCCAGAACUUGUACCGCCUUCAGCUCGUGAUCUCGACAGCUCUGUCGAUCUUCUCAAAGACCUGCUCAAGAACGAACCUCACAGUACCGACUCCAGAAUGAGAAAUCGUUCUUUACUUUCCUCAGAAUCCUCUCUUGACCCUCGACGUGAUGCCACUAUCUACAAACACAGUGACGAGGGCUCAGCCGAGAGUGUCUACCAACCACGUUCACGGCACGUCGACCGUAGAGCUGUUCGUUCUAGGAAUGAGACCGGCGCGGAAGCCGACCUCAGUGACGUUAAACGCAUGCUUGACAAUAUCGAUCGGAGCUCUGAAGCGAAUUCUUCCCGUACUGCCGAAGACGAAGCCCUCGAUGGUGAGAUGGAGGAUCUCAAAUAUCGCGUCAAGAGAAUUGCUGAAGACCUUGAGUACUUGUCGAGGCCUCCGAGAACAAAUUCCAAGGAUGAUGAAAAGCGAAAGUUGGAACGUGAACUUCUUGCUCUGAGACAUGAGAAACUUCCUGAGGUCGAAAGGAAGAUAAAAGCCAGAGAUGAACGAAAGGAGAGGGAAAAGAGACAGUGGGCUCGUGAUCGAGAUCGUGCAAACGACAGAUUCGGACGCUAUGAUGACCGAGACGAUCGAGACAGAGAAAGGUUUGGGUCGAGACGUUAUGACGACGACAGGGACAGACCUUAUUCACGAGGAGCUUACGACGAUCGGUCGUACUCUAGAGGCUCUUAUGAUGAUAGACCAUACUCGAGAGGCCCUCGUGACGACCAUGACCGGCCUCCUUCUCGUUCUCGAGAUGACUACGGUAGACCUAGUCCAGCUCCUCCCAGGGAGAGGUCUCCACCUCCUGCGCCUAUAAGUAAUAGAGAACCUCCACCAGCUAGACCCACUCCUUCACCUGCACCGUCUACCAAGAAAAUGACGCCAGAAGAACGAAAAGCUGACAUUCAACGGCGCCUCCAGGAACGUAAAGCUGCUUUGGGUCUUAUUGCCACACCCUCCGCUACACCCGUCGAUACAUCAGUGGAAGAUCGACUCGAUCAAGAAAAGAGAGAAGCUGAAGAGAAGGCCAAAGCAGCUGAAAAAGAGGCAGCGGAACGGGAGGCUUUACGAAGGGAACGAAUGGAACAACAGAAGGCAUUGAAAGAAGGAAAGGUCUCACCAGCACCACCUUCUGCCGUUGCACCACCGUCUCGAACUGCACCCGCCCAGCCUGUACCUCCCGCGAAGAAAGCUGCCCCUCCGCCUCCCAAACCUAGGGCUGCUCCUCGUCCACCUCCAGCGCCUAAAGCAGCACCAGCACCGCAACCACCAGCGCCAACACCAACGCCACCGGCCCCACCGGUGCAGCCAGACGUUGAUGCAGAAGAGAAAGCUCUUCGUGCACGGGAAGAGGCUUUACGAAAGCAGCGUGAAGCUCGGGAAGCUCGUCUCCGAGAAAUAGAGAGGCAGGAGGAGGAAGCUAGGCGUGAAGAGGAAGCCUAUCAAGCCAAAAUGCAAGCGCUGAAGAAUAAAAAUCCGACUCCUGCUCCGGUUGAACAGCCCGCCAUUCCAGCUGUUCCACCACCACCACCCCCUCCGACAGUAAGCCCACCAACCGAGAAAGGUAGUACAAACCCAUUCAGUCGACUCAUCAAGGAAGGAGGGGUUGUAUCGACACCUCCGCCUGCUGCUACUGUGACAAAUCCAUGGUCAAAAUCUGCACCCUCAUCUUCUCCAGCGCAACCAGCGCAACCAAAGGCACCUACACUACCGGCAACUCAAACUUCUGGCCUACCACCCCCAACCAGGAGCACGACAACGACUCCAACGCCAGUCAUGUCACCCUAUCAUACGGUAUCCUUGAGUCAAGAUGAUGACUGGGAUGUCGUUGAGGAGAAAGAGGAUGAUGAUUCAGAUAGCGAAGAUGAAGGUGUCAAGAUUCGCAGCUUUAAGGAUGAUAUCGCCAGUAAACUGUUUGGAAGGACUGCUGGAUCGCCAAUCGGUAGUACACCUGCUUCGCCAGCACCUAUUGUGCCUACACCCCCGCCCCAAACAUCUUCGGCGCCUCCCAUACCUCCCGCGCCUCCUGCUGCACCUACGACCCCCGUCCCUCCAGUGAGCGUCGGUCCACCGCCGCCACCACCGCCGCCACCACCAUCUGUAAAUGCUCCACCAUCCUCGGGUCCCCAAGAUCGCGGGGCUUUGCUCAGCUCCAUCCGGAGCGGUCUGAACCUUCGUCCUGCUAAGACUGUUGAUAAAAGUGGGCCUCAGCUUGCUGGUAGUGUUUUGGGUGAUAGCGCGCCUCCCGAACACAUCCUGAAUGCUGCGGCUUCACCCUCACCACCUUCCGAACACGAUACGUUACCUGAACCCUCACCUAUGGCUUCUGAAUCGUCAUCUACAUCUACUAAUCGCCAAUCCGUGGAUUGGUAUGCGGGUUUAGCAGCUGAUGCGACCAAGCAAACGUCAGCCCCUCCUGUAGCAUCUGUAGAACGACUACCAUCUACCCUUGAAGAGGCCGAAAGCAGUGACGAUGAACCGGAGGAUCCUGUCGGCCGGAUCGGAAAUCAUACAAAUCGCAUUCCAGAUAUUCAGGUUGAAGAAGUUCCCUCAGACUCGAUGGCAGAUAUUGACAUGUCUAAGGAACUACGGGCUCGUUCAUUAUACGCGUUCGAAGGGGAUGGUCCUGAAGAUUUAAGCUUUGCCGAAAACUUGGUCAUCACCGCUCACCCAUCGAAGACUGGGGGAGACUGGUGGUAUGGUACUCUGGUUAGCUCCGGCAAGUCUGGUCUCUUCCCCAAGACCUAUGUACAGGAGAUUCGACCAGUGACAGCCAAGGCGAUUUAUGCAUACACCGCUGAAAACUCCGACGAGCUCUCAGUCUCAGAAGGUGAAGAAGUGACUGUAGUAGAUCAGAGUGACGAUGAAUGGUGGAAGGCCGAGCAAAAGGGCGUGGUUUUGAUUGUUCCCGCUGCCUACCUAGAAGUUGUCGAGGAUUUACACGUUGCAUUUCAUGCAGCACGCCAGCCAUAUGAUGGAACAAUGAUGGGAUCCCGCCCGCCUCCCACCACACCGUUACAACCCGAGGUUAUCUCACCUAAUCAUUCCAGCGAUAAGCCAACCGUGAAAGUACAGACGCAAAAGGACUCUGACAGUGAUAGUGAUUCCGAUUAUCUCUCCUUUGACGGGGGCGAGAGCGAUAGCGAUGCGGAACAUGGACAAGAAACGAAAGAGGACCGUACCGCUCGGGAACACGAAAGACAGAUGGUUCUUGAAGCCGCGGGUCUAAUCAUUAAACAGGACGUGAAGUCACCUCUCAUCAGAAGAAAAAGCAAGCGUAGACCUCCUCCUUCAGCACCACAAAGACUGUCCAUCUCUUCUUAUAAAGACCUGCCAUCCGUUCCCGAUGACGAACCUCCCACUGACCAUAUUACACACCUCAAUGACGCGUUUGACCGAUACGAAUUGUUCAAACAAGCACAGCUUGACUCUAACCGAUUUUCUGUCGCUUCUUCUGUCGAGACUGGGUCUUCCUCGCCCUCCGCGUCCGUAUCAACCUUCUCGAUUGCUUCGCCAACUCAAGGACAAGGAGAGGGACGUGGUUUCCUUGGUUUCUUAGGUCGAAAGACGCCAGUUGAAACUGAAAAACGCACGCUAACAAUAUCAGGUCCUAUACAUAUUGCCAGCGAAGAGACGACACGUUCGAGCAGCCCAGCGUUUGGAAGUUCCUGGGCCAGCUUGGUGGAUAAAACAGCGUUAGAUGGUAUACCAUCUGAUGAAAGACGUCGUCAAGAGACAAUAUUCGAGUUAAUUGCGACCGAAAGCGCCUAUGUCCAUGAUCUGCAGCUCAUUGUAGAGGUCUUCUAUUCGAGUAUGAUACCUCUUCUGGACACAAAAGCAGUCACCGUGAUAUUCGCAAAUAUUGAGGAUAUAUUACUCACUAAUACGAGCUUUGUUAGUUCUCUGGAAGAGAGGCAGAAGGACUGUCGACUGUACAUCGACAAAAUCGGGGAUCUGCUUCAAACGCAUCUACCGAAUAUGACUGUAUAUACGGAGUACUGUGUCAAUCAGUUCAAUGCCAUUCAAGUAUUGAAGUCGCUUCGAGAUACAAACCCUGAACUGUCUUCGCAUUUAGCCAAACUCAGAGAUGACCCUUCGACCAGAAACCUCGACCUAUCCAGCUAUCUGUUGAUACCCAUGCAAAGAAUAACGCGAUAUCCUCUACUCAUUCGACAGGUUCUUCAAUAUACCACCGAAUCUAGUGAACAAAAUGUGGUACGGAAGUCUUUGGAAGUGGCUGAGAAGCUCUUGGACAGGAUCAACGAAACAAUUCGGGAUCAGGAAGGACAGGAAACCCUCAAGAAGGUUUCUCAACACUUGUGGAUCGGUCAAGGUCGUUUGGAUUUGACUGCACCUACCCGGCAUAUGGGCCCACGAAAGUUAAUCAAAGAGGGAGACCUGAUGAAAGCCAAGAGUGGUCGGAAAUUACAUGCUUUGCUCUGUAGCGACAUUUUGGUCCUUGCCGAUGCUGCCGGCAAGAACUUGUACCGAAUGCCCAUUGCGUUAUCGGAAGCUCAAGUCAAAGAUCUCCCUGGUGCGAGAGAUGAUCUUGGAUUCCAAUUGACCCUGCCCUACCCACGAGGUGGAGAAUCUAUAAAUCUUCGAGCUUCCUCAGUACGAGAUUGUCAACUAUGGAUGGAAGCUAUCGAAAACGCCUGUCGAAAAUGUAAAGAAGCAGAGCGUCGUGCUGCCCGUAAAUCCCGGGGCUGAGUAUGACAAUAUAAUGGACUCCGGAGCGGAUUUGAAGUCAUUUUUUAAAGGGAACUUACGAAGAGUUUUUAUAAUCCGAUAUCUUUCAUUUAUCAGCUUUAAAGCCCAUGUUACCACGAUACUUCAACUAUGUGAUAAAUAGGCAAGUGCAUAAUUCAUAUAUGUGAUAUCUAGUAAUACUUCAAUAAACGGAUGACAUGCGAGGUGCAGGCGAGAGUUAGAUAGAUAUCGAGUAUCAGCCACAGGUGACUUUCCGAACGAGAGCGGUCUCCAGAACCGACUUGUUUUUGACCUUCACUGCGCCUGCUGAUAAAGGUUUGAGGCCGUUCCUAGGCGCAUACUGUACUUCCAAAGCCAAGGCCUUUGUCAGGAUAGGUUGAGGGGGCAGACAAUGUGCGAUGUAUCGAGAGAUAGAGAAUCAGACGGUGAGUGGAAAGUAGUAUUUCAGUGAACUGUGCGUGGUCACUCCUUUUACCACGACGUGGGAUACAAUAAGACGUUAACAACCUGGUGGGUGUUUUCGGUCGGGGCGGUGACAAUGACAACGAGAGUUGAAGAGCAAAACAUGUAACACCACGGUGGGAGGUAUACUGAGAAUGGAGUCCCUGGAGGUUUUCAGCUUUAGCGAUCCGAUAGCGGUGGAAAGAUCCGGGAUUUCGAUGCAGAAAGUUCGUUGCCGUGAGUGCCCAGUCUUCUUGCCCUUGGAGUUGCUGUAAAGGAGAGGUUCUCUUCCAGUGGUGUAUCGGUUGGCUGGGAUAUAGAGUUUAGCAUCAAGUUCAGGUAGAGUGCAGUCAUACGUCAUUCGACUAGCUGGUAUGAAAUCGUAUGUGAAACCGUGGCAUGGAAGGUCAAGAAUGGAUCAAUUGCAUCCACUCUACCAGCCUGGGCUUCGACAAAACCGACUAUUGGGAAAACGCAGUUUCUAGCUAAUGCCUCGCAGGCCUGGAAAUUCCGUUUAGACACGAGGAAUGGCGGUUUACUCACUAGGGAUAGCGUAGCUUUUCUUGAGGCGACCAUCAUAGGCUGUUUGUCCUCCAUUCGGUCCAAAAUUCCUUCUGAGACGUGGCACUGUGUUGUCUUGGUACGGAUGUAUGGAGAGAAAAAUGGACAUACAGAGCUCACGCUACCGAUGAAUGUGGCACGACUGAGAUGUUCGAGAAAAGAGUGGAAUGAUAGAUAUUGUGCUCGGUGUAGGAAUGAAGACGAUCGUGGAUGUAUGAAAUGGAGAACAAGGGUACGAGCCGGGAACAAACGUUGGACUGUUAUUGUGAUGCAUGGUGGCUCCGAGGGGUUUACUCAGAUGGAUGUCUCUGAAGAUAGUGGAAUAAAAGGACGUUU
This is a messenger RNA of Marasmius oreades (fairy-ring Marasmius), 7063 nucleotides long. RefSeq lists its product as uncharacterized. The record is from RefSeq and is a predicted model, not a curated record. The transcript is spliced from 19 exons. Bases 71 to 5725 code for a protein of 1884 amino acids. Gene Ontology annotation, molecular function: guanyl-nucleotide exchange factor activity; actin binding; calcium ion binding. Lineage: Eukaryota; Fungi; Basidiomycota; Agaricomycetes; Agaricales; Marasmiaceae. Gene Ontology annotation, biological process: intracellular signal transduction; positive regulation of Rho protein signal transduction.